UUUUCAGUUUAGUUUACGUGGUCUGUUUAUGUACAUCAGUCGUAUUUCUUCAUGAGGUAUUCUAAGCUGUCAUCUCUAUCUCUGUCGUCUUUCCUCUCUGUUGGCCCACAUUUCAAAAUACAAUAUUUAAACAAUUAUUUCUACUACCAACACUAUUAUUCACUUGUUCAAGGUCAAUGUACAGCAACAGAGCAUCGUUUUGGUUUGUCGUAUAGAAUGCAAUUUAGGGGUAGUCAAAGGCUCUAAAAAAGAAUGUUCUAUCUACUGAUACAUUUAUUUCAUAGUUUAAUACUAAAACUAAACAAUUGACCACGCUAUCAGAGGAUUUUAUCAUCAGAUAUCAAGUGUAAUCAUGUUCCUGCUUAAGCGGUUUAUAAUUGGGGUGGUCUUUGUGGUGGUGGGGUGGUCGCCACGAAACUCUUGUUGCGCUUGGGAUUCAAAGUCGCCAAACUUUUUUCAAGAUUUGAAAGCUGAAGCUGACAGGAAGGCGGAAGAUACUUGUUUUUGCCAGUUGGAGGGGGCGAUUGAUGACUGUGCCUGCCAAAUUGGAACAGUUGACAAGUUCAACAAUUUGAAGAUUUACCCCAGGCUUCAAUCCCUGCUAAGCAAAGACUACUUUCGCUACUUUCAGGUAAAUUUGAAGAAGCCAUGUCCUUUUUGGACAGAUGAUGGUGCAUGCGGUUUGGAAUCUUGUCAGGUCAAAGCAUGUACAGAGGAUGAAAUCCCGAUUGGUCUGAAAGGGCAGAACCGAAAAAUAUCAACGACCAAAACUGAGAGAAAAUGUUCUGAAGAUUUAGGCUCAAUUAACGAGACAAUCAGCGAGGAAUCUCAAGCAGAUUUCGAGCGUUGGAAAUCUCACGAUGAGAAUUUAGUGGAUUUCUGUACCGUGAAAGAUGAUAUUGACCCUGAUGCACAAUAUGUUGACCUACUUCUUAAUCCAGAACGUUUUACUGGGUACGUUGGGCCAUCUGCUCAUCGAAUUUGGGGUUCAAUUUAUAACGAGAAUUGUUUCAAGCAAUCGUUUGCCACAAGUGUUAUGGAACCAUUUAAUAAAUCCAAUGAAACUUGUAUUGAGAAGCGAGCAUUUUAUCGAGCGAUAUCUGGCCUGCACGCUAGCAUAAAUAUACACCUUAGUGCCAAAUACUUGUUGGAUCGGUCUCAAGCAAACUCCUUUCUGUCCACAACUUCAGACGGGAAAUGGGGCCAUAAUGUGACUGAAUUUAGAAACAAAUUUGAUAAGCCUGAAGCCCACAAAAAGGGUUUCUCAUGGCUAAAAAAUCUCUAUUUUCUCUAUCUUCUCGAAUUGAAAGCAGUCAUCAGAGCAGCUCCCUUCCUCCGAAACUUUAACUUUUACACGGGAAAUGAGGAAGAGGAUGCAGAUAUGAAAUUGGCUGUUGCUGACUUACUAAGAACAAUUGAUGGGUUUCCCUCGCAUUUUAAUGAGAGUGCACUAUUCAACAAUAAGGAUGGACCAAAAUUGAAAGCUGAUUUCCAUGCAAGAUUUACCAAUAUUACGAAAAUAAUGGAUUGCGUGGGUUGCCAAAAGUGUAGAUUGUGGGGAACUAUUCAAGUUAAAGGAUUGGGUACCGCACUAAAAAUCUUGUUUUCGGAUCCAUCCGCAUUUAGGCGUGGUCCUGAGUUCUUGUCAAGACCUGAAAUCGUAGCAUUACUUAAUGGCUUUGGAAGACUAUCAAAUAGUAUUUUCGAGCUAGAAAAUUUUAGAAGACUGAUGGAUCUGGAGAAUUCAAACACAAACACUGGCUGGAUGCCUGUAGGAAGUGGAUGAUAUUUGCUAAAAACUAGCUCAACUUCGAAUUAUUUAACGCUGGAUAAUGUAACAACUGCAAUCGUUUUCACUUUAUUCGUAAUUAGGUUUUUAUAAUAUUGUUCAGCAAUAUUUUUGUACCUGCAUAGAUUUAAAUUAUAUUGUAUCGUGCUCUUCACCUUAGCAGUCAAAGUAUUUAAAUGAAAUGAAGGUUCGUAUGUUACCUAAAAUCUCAUUUAUUACUACCAUACCAAAGUCAAGAAACCUUGUUGUAUUUAUUUUCAUGAAAUUGUAACCGAGUGAGACCUUUAAUAGUGUAUUAACGUUCGCGGUCCCCUAUUAUAUCUUAGAUAUAUUAUUUAUUGUGGCAUAAGCUAAACACUUGAACAUUGUUUUACCUUGUAAUCGAAUGCAAUGCAUAGUUUUGCAAUUCAAUUCCCUGUGAUGUUAUUUUAUUAUGUAUCUACUCCGUUAACCUUAGAUAUACAAUUCUACUCUCGCAACUACAUUACUUUGAACGAGUUCACAAAAUAUUCUUAAUGUAGAAUAUAAAUAUUAUGCAAUUGAUGAAAUUAAAACUUUAACAGACUGUUAAAUCAA
Molecule: messenger RNA, 2365 nt
Organism: Folsomia candida
Lineage: Eukaryota; Metazoa; Arthropoda; Collembola; Entomobryomorpha; Isotomidae
Gene: Ero1L
Product: ERO1-like protein alpha
Exons: 12
Coding region: 353-1786 (477 amino acids)
Biological process (GO): protein folding in endoplasmic reticulum
Cellular component (GO): endoplasmic reticulum; endoplasmic reticulum membrane
Molecular function (GO): FAD binding; thiol oxidase activity; protein-disulfide reductase activity
Source: RefSeq, a predicted model, not a curated record